AUGACGACGAGGGUGUCAGGGUCCCGCUGGGGAGGCGGCAGGGGUGCCCCAAAGGCGUCCCGAGCGCUCGGGCUGGGGGCGCUGGUAGCUGCUUUCGGAGCCCGAGAGAAGGCCGCGGGGACUUCCCAGAGGAGAUUCCGAGGCCUGGCGAAGGUCACUCGCCUCGGUCUCCAGUGGACCUUUAGAAAAAAUUCUGAAUUGUGGCCCAAAGGCUCGGCGGGCUCUGUGAGAGCUGCGGGGGAGGCGGGACUGUGGCGGACCUACGGGGAUCCCGUGGUGUUGAGCGGGCGUAGCUCUUGCGGCUGGGACGGGCAGCCCCAGCGGGCGGUGGAAGCAGCGCCCGGAACAGGAAGGAAGCGGCGGUCUCACCGCGCUUCCGCUUGCGGUUUUGAGCUGGUGGGGGCAGAGCAGGCGAGGCUAUCCUGUCAUGCAUCCGCGUCCGAGGCGUCCAGCGGAUGUGGAAAGCAUCAACAGCCUAUGCUGUGUCCAUCACCCAGGACGACAGAGGAGCUGACAACUGGGGGACCGACCCUGACUUUGUGCAUAUACAAGAUAAGAGAAAACGUCUUUCAAGAACAUCACACUCUCAAGGAGAAGGAACUUCAAACAGGACCAAAAGCCUCCCAUGGCUAUGGAGGGAAAUUCUGCGUGGAACAGUACAGCAUGGACAAAGAACAAGCCAAAGCCAAAAAGAAAACAUCCACUGAGUCCCCCACUCCUCAUCCAGCUGAGGAGAGGCAGCCUUCCAGCCCCAUCUAUGAGGAUGCAGCCUCCUUGAACGCAGAGAAGAGAAUACCUAUGACGAGUAUGAGAACGACCUGGGCAUCACAGCCAUCGCACUCUAGGACUACCAGGCUGGAUCGAACUCCUGACCUUGUACUUGCCAAGCAGGUGCUUACACCACUGAGAUACAUCCCAGCCCUAUCCGUAUGUUAUUUCUGUGGCAUUGGUCACUAUCACCUGCCAAUCCACACCACUCCAGUAGCAGUUGAUGACUGCGAGGCGCUAUGCAUCAGGAUUGCAUUUCCAGUUGGUUUCUCUCAGCUUACUUCGUUCCUGCAUCGGCAAGGUAUAUCUCCCCUCGCGUGGGACUCCUCACACGGCACCGCUCCUGGAUUCUAAGCUGGUAAUCUCAGAGAGCCUCCGUGGCUGCUGUUAUUUGUCCACCAUGUUCUCCCGGAAGUCCCUGGUUUUUCUUAAUCUUGGUUCCUGAGGACGAGGUUGGGCAUGUUUCUCUAGUCACAUGCAGCUACACUUAGACUCCUCCAUAGUGGCAGGCACUUGAGGGCUUGGCUGGCCAUUUCUCUUGGUCCAUGCUGGUUACCAGUCCCUGAUGGCAGCUGGGAGGCUUGCGGGAGAUGUGGCUGGCUUCCAAAUUAGGUAGUUUUGUCCCCAACUACCAAGGGGAUAAAAGUGAAGCUUCAGGAACUUCCGGGAGAACAUGGCGGACAGAUAACAGCAACUACUGGAGGCUCUCUGAAAGACUCAGCUCAGAAGCCAGGAAUGGUGCAGACUAUGGAGACAUAAGCAGGUGGAGAUAUGCUCUGCUGACUCAGGAAUGAACUGGGCUGAGAGAAACCAACUUGGAAUGCAGUCCUGGUGCUAAAACAGGAACAGAAAAGCCUCGGUGUGGAGGCUGGACCCCGCGCCAUUGUAAGCCGCGAUUUGGGUUUCCUGCCGCGCGGCGGCUGGCUGCCUCUACAGUGGCUCGGCAAGGGGAGAGACGCGCAGAAGCUCUGAGAACGGCAAUCUGCGAACGGCAGGGAGGCGUGCACUGACUUGUGGUGAGGUGAGUGAGAGAAACUGACACUCUACCACGGUUUGACUCCAGCAGAGGACUUUCUGGGCCCGAGCAGUCCUGCGGGAGCAGGGCACGGUGGCGACUCCAGCCACACAUCCCCCUCUCGGGCUGGAUUGGUGAAAAGUGCCUGGCCUGCGUGACGCUGCCGGCGGACCUGGUAGGCUGUCCCAACCCAGAUCCCAGAGCCUGACAGUGGCCGGGAGGGGAGACGCGUAGGCUGCCUGGUCCGUAACUCCCUGGUGCGCAGCGGUGAGCGGGAACACCUAACUGGCGCAAUUCGAUCAGGCUGUGGCUGACUGGGAGAGAAGCUGGGCCUCUUAUAUAAGCUUGCAUAUAUAAGGAACAGAGAAGAAGAGGCAGCAUGGGAAGAGGCAGCAACAAGAAAGGCUCCUCGGCCCCCAAUUCUGAGAAACAGGCAAUAGCAGACACCGCACCAAUACACAUAAGGCGCCAUAUAGAGAGCCUCAUAGACCAAUUCAGGAAUGAAGUUAUCAAUGACCUGAAGCUAGAAGUAUGCAGAAUAGUUAGAGAAAUGCUAAGUACCACCCAAGAAAAAACAGGUGGUGGAAUGGAAGAACAGAAAAAAAGGGGAGAAUUGUUUGAUGGAGAAAACAGAGAAAGCAUAGAAUACGUGAAGCAGGUUCAAAGGGACUACCAAGAUACUAAGAAGUCUAUCGAAGACUGGCAUAACAGCUUGAAAGAAACUAAGGACAGACUAUCUGAACUGGAGGGCAGACUUGUAAUAUGGGAGAAUGAAAUGAAAAACUUCUUAAAAAUAACAAAGAAACAAACAGCAAUAAUACAAAGACAAGAAGAUGAUAAGAGGAGACAUAACUUAAGGAUUAAGAACAUAAAAGAAUAAGUAGGGACACAAACAAGUGAACUACAAAAGCUACUCACAGAAAUAAUCCAGGAGAAUUUUCCUAAUUUAGCAAAAGGUAAAGAUACUCAGAUGUAUGAGGCAUACAGGACCCCAGCUACCUACAACCCAAACAGAGCUACACCCAGGCAUAUAAUAAUCAAAAUUCCAGAAAUUCAAUACAAGAACAGAAUAUUAAAAGCUGUCAGAGACAAGAAACAGACCACUUACAAGGGAACACCCAUCAGAAUUACAGCAGAUUUCUCUGCACAAACCAUCAAAUCACGAAGAGCGUGGGGAGAAAUAAUUCAAGCUUUGAAAGAUAAUAAUCUCCAGCCAAGAUUGAGAUAUCCUGCACAACUGUCCCUGGAAAUUGAUGGAAAAACAAGGUGCUUCCAGGAUAAAGAGGAACUGGGGGAAUUUGCAACCACCAAUUCAACUCUACAGAGAGUAUUGCAGGAUAUUCUAAAAAAAGAAAAUUACAAAGAAUCCAGAAAUAAUGGCAGAGAGGCCACAACGAAUGGAGCAGAGAACAAAAUGAAGAAGACAAACUGACAGCUACUGACAGAAAAAGAGCUCAACAGAAAUGAGGCAGAGAGGAUUGGAUGAUAGGAACAGCUAUUUUGGAGAAAAUGACAUCUUAAUAGGUAAUACUGAUUUAGUAUCAUCUUGUUUUGAAGUCUUAUCUAGCUUUUGUCCUUCUGUCUCCAAUGGUCUAAAUAGGCUGUAUCUUAUUGGAUUUUAUUAUGUACGAUAGUAUAAGCAAAAACCUUUUAAAGACAAGGAGAUUAUACAGAAACCAUUGUUCAUUUUCUGUUAGUCGAUUCUAAAUACUCUGUAAUGCUGUCAUUCUCUUGAAUGGUUUUACAUUGUUUUGAUAUACUUAAUGCUACAGUAUACGAAGUUGUACUCAAGGAUUUCAAAGAAAGAGACAAUAUGGUAACUACUUUUAGGUUAGGAUUAUCUGGUGGUGAAACACUACUCUGCUUAAAUGGUUAUGUUUUGAUCUGCGCUGUUUCGUUGUUAUGCCCUCUUUUAUCUCAAUCUCCACUCCAUUAUUUACUUUUUUAUCUUUAUCCUUUUAAUUAAAGGAAAAAAAUAGCAGGAUAUAUUAUAGUAACCCACUUUGACUUUUCAUUACCUUGAUUUAAAGCCCUGUAUUACUCUCACCAUCUGGUUUUUAACUGAUGUUCCCCUAUUCUGUUUUGCUGGAUAGUAUCAGGUUCGAAAGUUUAGGCAUCAGCUGUGAAGAUAAUGAGAUUCAUUAUGACGCCCAUUCUUGUUGACUUUUAUCUACUUUCGAAGACCUACAAUGUCUCCAAUGUUUUGGUUUUGUCGGUUUUAUUCUUUACUGUUUUGUUCAAUUGUAUUAUAACUAACGAUAUAGGCAAUUCUAUUAGAGAUAGCGGGAGGCAUUAUGGUAACCAUUUUUGAUCACCCUGUAUUAUGUUUUUACAUUAUCUAUUAUGUCCACCCUUUUGACUUGACCGAUUCUGUUCUGUUAUGUCACAUUUGGUUUUACUCUCUUCCAAAAAAGUAAUAAGAACCGUGGGAGCAAUGAAACCCAAAAUGUGUAAUAGUCAUGGUACAAAAGAGAGGAAAAGAAAGUGCUCCAAACUAUAUAACUGCAUGUAUAUUUAAAUGUGUAAGAUAGAAAAUGAUAUCACAGAGUUUUAUUGGAUCAAUGAACAGAACUGUUUGCAGUAUCGUUGAUGGAAUGUCCACUUUACAAGCUUUAAUUUUGUGACUUGAACAAUUAUUUCUAAGAUGACAAUAUGUAAUCCAUUAACUAGUGAUUUCCUACUGUUCAUUUUUUUUCUGUAAAUCUGUAUAACUUGUACCCUUUCCCUGCUUUUUUUUUUUUUUUUUUUCUUUUCUCCUUAAAUAAAAUUUAAAAAAAAAAGUGAAGCUUCAUUAAAUGUACUUCCUUGUACCUGGAAAGAAUUUAAUUCAUCUCUUUGCUCUGGGCAGAAGCCAAUAAUUGAAAGCAUCAUUUCUUUAAAACUGGCUCAUUUAAGCAUGUCUGCCUUCUCCUUUUUUGAAGUCAAGUACACCAUUCAAUUUUGCUUUGGCUUUUGCUUCUGCAAAUUGUUAGUUCCUGUGUCACAGAAAUGCUGCUUAACAGGACAGACGGCUCUCCAGAUUGGUCCCUGGUGCUCCUGACUGCAAAUAAGUUUGUGGAGGUUUCAGUCCAUAAUCAUCUGUGUCCAAGGCAGGUUGUCUUGCUUUUAUAAAGGCUUCUGGUUUAAAGGGCUUUGUCCAAAUUUGUAUAUAGAAUGUUCUUGACAUUUCUUUUUGUCAUUUCUUUUUUCAAUGUUUCUUGCAUGUCCUCUCUUCCAGUGAUGCCCAUGAGCUCCUGAUUGCUCUCUUGAAGCUGAAUGUUUUAUAUGGUUCUCAGUCUUGUCCUUUUAUUCUUCAGUGCUGCCAUCUCCUAUGUUUUUAAGGAUUUUAAUGUCAAAAUUAAAAGCUUGCUCUGCACUUCCCAUGUAUAAAUUCAUCAUCCCUCUA
Cavia porcellus (domestic guinea pig) is the source of this 5168-nucleotide messenger RNA. RefSeq lists its product as uncharacterized. The record is from RefSeq and is a predicted model, not a curated record. The transcript has 9 exons. Lineage: Eukaryota; Metazoa; Chordata; Mammalia; Rodentia; Caviidae. The coding region runs from base 1 to 1122 and encodes 373 amino acids.